UAUUUAAGAUACAGAACAAGCAAAUGGCUUCACACAACUGUCCCUCGCUCGGUCCAGAGACCACAAGUGGCGAUGAAAUUCCUCAAAGAUCUCCUGCUCUCCUCCUCCUUCCUCCUCCUCCUCCUCCUCCUCCUCCUCCGCUUCUCCAUCUUCGCCCAAUCGGAUGAUACCGAGUGCGUGUACACGGUCUACGUCAGGACCGGCUCGAUCAUCAAGGGCGGGACUGACUCCAUCGUCAGCCUUCGGCUCUACGAUGCGUACGGGGAGGGCAUCGGCGUGAGGAACCUCGAGGCCUGGGGCGGGCUGAUGCCCCCGGGCCACAACUACUUCGAGAGGGGGAACCUGGAUAUCUUCAGCGGGCGGGGCCCAUGCCUCCCCGCGCCAAUCUGCGCCAUGAACCUGACCUCAGACGGGUCUGGCCCGCACCACGGGUGGUACUGCAAUUACGUUGAGGUCACGUCCACGCGCCCCCACGUUCCGUGCUCACAGCAGCAGUUCACAGUCGAGCAGUGGCUGGCCCGUGACACGUCCCCUUACGAGCUCACUGCGAUCAGGAACUACUGCCCAGAUGGCGGUGUUGGGAAGGGAGCGAGCCGGGCUAAGGUUGGGCCCGGUUCGGGAUCUGCUGCAGAGUGACUGAGCGUUCCGGCGUAAUUUAUGUUGUGUGAUUGUGGAGAGGCACUGGUUGUGUGUGUUUGUACCGUGAGGUGUGUUCCGAGUAUCAUUCUGUAAUGCAGGAUCGGAUCGGAUGUAUCACUCAUAAUGCUAUCUAUUGUAGACAUUUCGACAUUCCUGGAUGCCGAUGGUGACGUUUUAUACCGAAUAAUUUCGUUCUCAGUACGUGUCUCCGCAUAUGAGGUCUCCGAAAUUUCAUCUAUGCUUACUAGUGCCUCAUAAUUCUUCGUAAA
This is a messenger RNA of Punica granatum (pomegranate), 908 nucleotides long. The record is from RefSeq and is a predicted model, not a curated record. Lineage: Eukaryota; Viridiplantae; Streptophyta; Magnoliopsida; Myrtales; Lythraceae.